Penicillium cataractarum is the source of this 2316-nucleotide messenger RNA. RefSeq names its product LIM domain protein. Gene Ontology annotation, molecular function: transcription coregulator activity. Gene Ontology annotation, cellular component: nucleus; Z disc. Lineage: Eukaryota; Fungi; Ascomycota; Eurotiomycetes; Eurotiales; Aspergillaceae. The coding region runs from base 1 to 2316 and encodes 771 amino acids. The transcript is spliced from 3 exons. The record is from RefSeq and is a predicted model, not a curated record.
AUGCACAAACAUACUAAACCCAUCGGCCAGCGCAAGGUAUCGCCGCCGGGCCCCAGCUAUAUGAACAAUGACCAGAUGGCAAGUUACUUGAAAGACCUCCGAACCAACCGUCCAGCUCGACCAACGGGAUCGCGACCAUACCCUGGCAAAUCUACGACAGCAACCUCACCCGAUCUCGAGGAAAGCCUCCCCCCUCGAGCAGCAUCUGCCUUCUCCAUGUAUCGCACCUCUGGAAGCCCGCCUAAAGAAGAACCUCGCUGUGAAAGCGCCAUGUCCCACCGUCGCUCCAACUCCACUGCCGCCGAAGGUGGUCCAACCGGACGCCCUCUCGCCCAAGAACCACGAUCAGUCUCGGUGCGAAAGAACGUGUUUCCCUCGCAGAUCUUCUCGCGCCCCGUCGCCGCAUCCCCAGUCCCCUCUUAUCGGUCUUAUCGCGAAAGUAAACAACGACACCAGGAGAAGGAGGAGGCGCGAGAAUUACGCGACGCGCUACAAGGGCUAGAUUUGGAAGAUGACGUUCGAUUGCACCAAGCAGCACAGGAUGAGGCGACCGAGCUAGUGUGGAUACAUCAGAAUCCCGGCAUGGCGUAUAAGAACCCCUAUGCGCCUUAUCAUAACCCAGAUGCCGUGGGGAGAGAGCCUUCAAUCCGAAGUCAGACACCAAAGAGCUCUGGGUCGGGCUCUUCGCCAAUCAAGCACCGUCAUUCAAUUGCCUCGAGUGGUACCUCGAGUGGACCUUCGAGUCCCGAGUAUACGGAGGCCGGCUCGGAGUCGUCUGCCCGGAGGCGCUCAUCCCUCGCCGGGAAUUUGAAGAAGAACCUCAAGGUCAACUUUGCCUUGCCUGAAGAAGAGAAGCCAGCACCCAAACCCCGUACCGUGAGUGGUGAUUCCUCCAAGGGCGUCUUUCGAAAUCCCGAGGACCAUAUCUAUGAAGAGCCCCAAGCGACCGAUCCUCAACCCGACUUCUCCAAGUCUGAUUCCUCAGCCCUGCGGAACAAACCACGCAACGCGCUACCACGACUCGGUAAACCGCUCCCCUGGUUGCAGGGUAGGAAUACCACUGGUUCCGUGCGCGAUAAGAUCUCCAAGUUCGAUAUCCACAAGAACCCGCCAAGCCAAUCCCGUGAUCCAGGUUAUACAAAGAACGAGCCUGUUGCGCCGUCACCUCCUAGCAAGGAUGACGAGCCUAUUCCCAUGAAGGAUGGAAAGGAGAUCCGCAGUGACGAUAUCCGGGCCGCUACCAGCAAAAAGCUCAAGGACCGCAGUGAGAAGCUGCCCAUGCCAUCCGCGGUCAGCAACCGUAUGGGACGGCCCAUUGUGAGCUUUGAUCCCAAAUGGCAACCGAACGACCAGCCCAAGCCUAAGCCACAACCUCCGACAGUGGCCCCUCCAGUGCCUACCAUCACGGUAGCUCCCAGUAUUGAGAUCUCUGAGCCGCAGCCUCCGCCACCGAUCCCGGUCAUCAAUAUCCCCGAUAUUAAAGAACCAACAAUCUCCGAAAUGACAGAACCUGUUCAACAGCAAAGCAAGCCGGGGAGAUCAAUUCCACAGCCUCCAGGCAAUCAGAACCGCCAGCCUCCUGUAAGAAGACUCCCAUCGGAACCACAACGCCAUGCGUACACUCCAUAUACUCGAUCCGGUGUCCCGACAGCACGCUGCGAGUCCUGCUCCCUCUCCAUCUCUGGCAAGAUCGUCACCGCUGGAGGAUGUCGAUUCCACCCAGAAUGCUUCAUCUGCCACCACUGCCACACAGCUCUGGAGUGUGUUGCUUUCUACGAGGAGCCCGAAGCCUCCCGGGCCGAGAGACUAUCUCAUACUCAUGACACAGAUGAAGAGGCGCGCAUUCCGCGGUUCUACUGUCACUUGGAUUUCCACGAACUCUUCAGUCCCCGCUGCAAGAGUUGUAAGACUCCCAUCGAGGGUGAAGUCGUCGUUGCAUGUGGCGCAGAAUGGCACGUUGGCCACUUUUUCUGCGCCGAAUGUGGUGAUCCCUUCAACUCGACAACUCCCUUUGUCGAAAAAGACGGUUUCGCAUGGUGUCUCCAAUGCCACGGUCGUCGCACCGCACCCCGCUGUCUGGGCUGCAAGCAGCACGUCCUCGAUGAUCUGGUCAUCACCGCUAUCGGUGGACAAUGGCACGAGCGCUGCUUUGUCUGUCACGAGUGCGGUGACGGGUUUGGACCCGAGGGUCGUUUCUUUGUUCGUGAGGGUGAGCCGAAGCGUACUGCUAAGGGUCGGAUUAUUGGUGGGCCGGUACAGUUGGCUAUUUGUGAGCGAUGUGAGGGUAUUCGUCUCAAGGCUCCUGGGAUGUGCUAG